CUUGAUUUUAAUAAUUAACUGACGUGCAUAUGUUUUAAUUCGAGAAUAUUGAAAAUGUGACUGAUCAAAAUCAAAUUGUGUGUUUAUUUUUUGCAAUUGAUCUUAUUAUUUAAAGUGAAUUCCAUAGAAAAAGGCUUGGUUGGUGCUCAAACAUCGCAAUCAGUUCGAUAUGUUGAAUAUGCUCAGUGCACUGGACAUGCUGCAGUUAAAGAGAUGACGAGUUGCUUGAUUGAUUGUUAUGCAUUGGAGUGGUUUGGGGCAUAAGUUGUGAAUGAGAUAGUGUGUUUAAAUUUCGCGAAAUAUUAAGGCAUCAGUUUUUUGACAUGGCUUUGAAAUUCUUUGCUCAAAAGGCUGUUUGGAAGAGGGAUAUGGACAAGUAAUGCGUUGGAGCACAAAGGUUUCUCUUGCAAGCAAGUUGCGAUAUGACUAUUGUAUUUAUAUUUACUUUUCUCGGAAGAGAGUACACGGUGAAUUUUUAAUCUAUUAAAUUUUGAAUGUAUACGUGAGUGUAUGUAAUUACAACGUUGCAAUAUUUUAUGUCGGUGCGAAUUAAAAAGGCCAUUACGGAUGUGUAAAUUUUGCAUUAUUUACCAAUUCAUGAGAAGGAUAUACAUAUUUGUGUACAUAUGACCAUGUGCCCAUACACAUUAUUUCCUGUACCAUUUCAAUAAAAUAAGAACUAUUUACUAUUGCGAAACAACAAGUGCAUACACAUUAAAAAUUUAAACAAAUAACAAAAUAUUUUACUGCAAUUACGUUAGUGCCUACAUAUGUAUGUAUCUGAAGUGAAAUUUAUAUAUUUGAAAGGCAUGGAGUAAAUAGUGAGAUAAAAAUAUUCAAAAUCGAAUGCAUAUGAAUUUCAGAUCUACAAUCUACAACGUGUGGAAAAUAAGGCACAAGACAAUUUGCAUCUGGUUCGACUAGAAAUAGAAGCUGCGAAAAAGCAGAUAAUUACAAUUCUGCUACAAAUUUUUCCAUACAAAAAUAACAGAUAACUUGCAAAAAAAAAAAAAAUAGCUUUUAUAGCACUAUGAUAGCAACGGUGUCUCGUUCAAAAUAUAAUUUAUAAAUACAAAUUGUCAACAGAUUUCGUGUGAUCCACUAAAAUAUGAUUUUUUUAUAUAGAAAAAAUCGUAUUAAUAAUAAGUUGGAAAUUAUUGAAAAUAAUUCGACAACAACAGUAAGAAAAUAUCAAAUAUUACUUAUGUCGUCCUCCUAACGUUCAAGAUUGUCUUGUUUACAACUUCCAAUUAGUGCGCGAAAUUCGUUAAAUCCACAAAAUUAUCAAAGGAAAGAGACGGCUGUGUCGACAAUUAAGCGUACUGCGAGAAAUGGUGCUGUUGCAACGUCAACGACUACAAAGGACUUUAAAUCGGUUCCAAAGACAGAGGCAUCAAGAAUUUUUACAACCUUGUCUAAAGCCGCAGCACUCACAAUCAUUUAAUUUGUUUUAUUAUCGCCAAUUACCAAUAAAUCGUUGCAAAACACCGAUAAAAUUAUGGCCACAGCUGCUGCUGCAUUGGGUUCUGGGUGCACACCAUCCCUAUCAGCUCACCUAAUUAGCGGAGUUGUUGGCAGUGGCGUUAAAGUUUCAAAUAUUGGAGUCAUUGAUUGUUCACCGAGUUCAACAUCUGCUGUUACACUCAAUAAUAGCAGCCAUGAUCUUAGCGAUAAAGACAUAAAUAACAGCAAAACGGAAAAACUUCUGGUUCAUAGAAAUGGUGGCAGCAGCAAUAAUGACACCGAAACCUAUAAGUCAUCUGGCAGCAGUGGAAAUAUUGGCGGAAGAUUGAAAUUUUUCAAAAAUGGAAAAGUCAUAUUAGAAUUGGCGCGUUCUAAAGAAGGUUCAAAGAAUGGAUGGAUAUCGGUUCCGAGGAAAGUUUUUCGCACACCGUCAGCCACUUCAUCAACAGUUACCCCUACUUUGGCCACAUCGAUAACAUGCUCUAAGAAUGAAAGUUUAGCAUCUCUAAGCUUUUCUGAUGACAACAGUUCUAUACAAUCUUCACCAUGGCAACGAGAACACUCUUGGAAACAACAAUCUCCUCGCAAAAGCAUUUCAAAAGCCAUGUCGUUCUAUUACCAGCGACCUAAGAUCGUUAUUUUGACUAAAGCUGCAUUUGCCAUUGCUCGUAGAAAACAUCGAAGGCCAUACGACACUAAUUUGUGCACUAAUGGAAAUUUCAUUUUAAAAAGUCAUGAACAAAUGUUAGAAGAAAACCAGAGUUUCAAAGCAUUAUUGAACCCAUCUCAUCAACGUGACACAAAACCAAUAAAUGUUAAUAAAGACAGUGAUAUUAAAUGCAAAACAUGGAAGGAAGAAAUUAAAUGUGGGCUAAUAAAUGAAGAAGAUUGUUGCUCAAGUUCAUCUACAGCAACGUUAACCGGUUACGAUUUUACAGAUGAACAAAUGGAAGUUAAAACGCCAACUCCGUCAUCGAUUUCUUUACCACAUUCACCCUGUCAAAAUGACAAACUAUUUGAAAAUAAACCCACUGAAGAAGUGCAAAUCAGUGCAACAGAAGAAAAUAAAAUAAACGCUCCAGAAAAUAUGAAUAAUGUUGAAAAUACUGAUUUGAUAUCAACGAUGGAUGAGAAUGACGGGACAGAACUCACUCUGAAUGGCAACACAUCAGAAGUACGAAGCGUCAAUUCGCAAUCAGAUAAACUACAUUUUCAAGAUGCAUAUGAUCAACGUGGUGACGAUAAAAGACAUAAGAAUGGCAAAAUCCGACUUAAGUUAAGUACAAUUGUCCAAAAGUUGAUUGACAGAAUGCCUUUACGCCUUGCUCAACUAUCAAAGCUAAAUCAAUCAAUAGGGCCUACUAACAGCUUUUGUGGUUCUAGUAAUACAAUCUCGCAAAAGGUUUCACCAUCGAAUGCGUCAACUGCAACGCGUCUAGUCGAGUAUCCACAGCAUCAUGUAUCACCGCGAAAGCGGAUCCUCCGCGAAUUCGAAAAAGUAUCUUUAGAGGAUAAUUCCAAUUCAGCUGGAGGAAAGAGAAGUCGUGCGAAAAAUAACGCAACAUUAUCGUCGUCGUCGCUACAUCAUAGAACAAAAUCGCCCAAUAGUCGUAAUAAUGUCAAUGCAAAUAGUAACAUACCGUCAAAAAUAAGCCAAUCAUGUGGCAACAGCUCAAUUCGGUCAUCAUCAGCUACGUAUUCAAAAUCUGAGACAACAGAGUCAAUAUUAACAACUACACCUACACGCCUGUACAGCUCAUAUAGCAUUCAUUCAUUACUAGGGGGUAAUGUCUGUAGUAGCACAAUACCGUCUAUAUCACUUGCAAAUACUGGUCCUGGUACAAUAACUAACGAAACCACAGUUCUUAGUAGUAAGGGCUAUCAAACAAAACAGCAACAUGUUUCGCCCCAAACGCAUUAUAAUGAUCCGUCUUAUUUGCGUUCAAUGCUUGCUUCACCCAAAUCGCCAGAACAAUGUAAUAUUGGUUGUGGAGGCAAAUCACCGUCGACUUCAGCUUCAAAAAAACGUUCUCCACCCUACGUUUCUCCGCACGAUUUGCACAUUAACAGCGAUGCAGGAAUGUUAAACAGUAAAACCCGUUAUGCCUCCGAACAAUCUAGUAAUAUUGAUACCACAUCUAACAUACUUUCCGGAAGUCAUUCUCAUUCACAUUCACAAAAUAAGGGGUUUUAUGUGCCGUACAUGCCAUUAUCAAAAUAUGUACCUCCUACGAGCACGUCAGUGCUCACAGACACAACAUCGUCAAUAUCGUCAAGUUCUUGCGGUCCUCAUGAAGCGAGAUCACCUCGACAUCUAUCAGCUUUUAGUAGAACAUCUUCACCUGCUUCGAUAUCAUCAGCAAUUCUAGUUAACCAAUCAUCUUCGUGUUCUAUUGGCAAUAGUAGAGAAAACUCGCCACCAACACCGCAGACAACUUCUGAUUCACCGCGCGACACUAUAUCAAGAACUGUACCAAAAAAGACUGCAUCAAUUCGUAGGCAAUUCGCUUCGCCCAAUGUCAUUUCAUUAAGUAUUGCCAACCCCUCGUCAGGUGAUCGUCACACUGAAGAAAUCUACUCAACUCAGGACCAUCAAACUCCUGUUUCUCUUGUUAAUACAUGCAGUAGUGGGAGUCAUCAAUUGCUACGUGGAUCGCCAAAUAAUAACACAGUUCCUUCACCACUUCAUCACUAUUAUAUGUAUUCAGCAGUGGCACCUAAUGACAACUCAAAUCAAGUUCCACGUAGUUCGCCCGUCUCAACGAGUACAUUUUCUAUUGGGCAUGGAGGAACAAAUAGUUCUGCUGGAUCAUACAUUCCAUCGGUGUUGCCGACCGCUUAUAUGAAUCCAUAUUUUGCAUUGGCUGCCUUGAGACAACCCCAACUAUGGUCACACUAUGGUGGCAUGUCUUUACCUUUGCAUCUGUCAUCAGUUGCGGCGACGGCGACGGCUUCACUGAGGCUUUCACCGCCAACCUUUCAUUCCUUUGCUUACAAUGGAGUUAAUGCGGCUAUGGCGGCAGUAGUGCAGCAACAACAUGUAUUGGCUUCAUCAGGUUUAAUACAUGGGCAUAGCCAGAACAGCGUAUCAGUGGUACCUACCGAUCAUCCAUCUCAAAAUGCUUGUGGUGGAAGAAAAGUUUCAGCGGCAACAAUGUCUGAGCGAACGAUUGAUUUAGACGGUGGGGCAAUUGCGAAUAAUGCAACGGGUCUUGACUCGGUUCCAGAAGAAAUGUCUAGCAGCAAAAGAGAACAUAGUUCAGACGUGCCGCUGAACCUGUCUAAGCAUUGAGUGCAUUUUCCAUUAUAUAGCUAUGUAAGUUCCAUACAUUUUAGGUAGAUGUUAGCUGACUCACAUAAAGUAUUGUAUAGGAGAUCGAUACAUUCAUGUAAGGAUAAUUAUAUAAAAUAAUUUUAUAGCAUGUACUCUUUCACUCAUUUAAAUCAAUUGCGACUAACAUCUUUCGACUUGUGCAAUAAUUUUUGAAUGACAUAAAUAUAUUUAGAUACAAAGAAAUUAAAAAAUUAUAUAUAAAUAAUAAAUUUCUGCAGAAAAGAAAGGAUAGUAUAUUUAUUUACAUCAAUAAUAAAUAAUAUAGACUGUAUACACGAGAAAUUCAUCAGGAUUUAUAAUUGAAGAGGGGAUUUAAAUGGAAUCAACACUAUUCACAGAAUAAAGGCUGACAGAAGAGUGUUUAAUCUUAAUUAUUGAGAAAAGUUGUUUCUUUCGCUAAAAAUUGUCGCUUUCAAAACGAGUAAAUUAUUAUUUUAUUGAAGUACUUCACUUUGCUGUUACAACAAUUAGUAAACCAAUAUGGUUACUUUUAAUUCACAACUGUAAAGACAAAAACUUACCAAAGUAAUAAUUAUUUUGUUUUCAUAAGCUAGAAAAUUAAAGCGUGAUUUUAACAAUUCCCACUAGCGAACGCUCUGCUGUUAGCCUUAAAAUAAUUAUAAAAAUACAAAUAUUUAAAUACAUAUACAUACAUAUAUAAAAUAUUUUACAAAAGUUUUACGAUACAAGUCUUUAUAAUUAAAAAAAAAACUUAAAUUCGAAAACAUUUUUCGAAUAGACAUAAAAUAUUUACACUAAAAACUAAGUAGGUAGAUAGGCAUACAAAUAAUCAUUAAAAAAUUAGAGUGGAAUACCAUAUAUGAAAGAUUUUAAUGUAAAGAAUUUAUAUAUACACAGCUUUCCUGUAUACAAAUUUAAGAUAAGAAGAUGUGGUCCGAAUUCAUGGGAUUAAUCAGCCGAAAUGAACAAAUAUAAAAGCAAAUAUAUUUGCAUAUAUUAAUGUACAUACAUGUGCAUACGUUAAAUGAAUGAUUAUUGUUUAAUAAAAAAUAUGUAUAGUUUUAAAAGCUCCAUCUCUUUAGAAAAUGACUUAUUUCUUUUAAGCACUACCUCGUUUAACGUUCUGGCUUAAUAAUUUAUUUUUUAUAUAUCAUUCCUUCAUUUUCGAGUUAUUAUUGAAGAUUGUAGUUUUAAAAAUAAAAAUUAAAAUUAAAAACAAUACAAUACAAUAAAAUAAACGAAUUUUAUAUACUUUUUAUGAUUUACAAAUAAAAAUAGCAUGAAUACAUAUAAACAUUCGUAUUUUGCUUUUGCAAAAAAAUAUAUUUAACUUACUAAAACUGUACAAGGAAAGUAAAAACAAUAAAGUAAAUGUUAUAUAUAAACAUAGUGCCUUUAUCACCAACAGUCAAUACAAAAUGGCAAAAGUAUAACACAAAGUUAAAUAAAACUGCACAGUACACGACAACUCAAAUCAGAAUUCACACAUUUUAACACACCUAUGAGAUGUAGUUUUUAAUAAUGAAUGUAAAAUAAAAAUUAUUUAUGAUAAAAUUUAAAAUUUAGUAAAAGUUUUAAUUGAAGGACUACUAAAUAAAUUGUAAUAAAACAAUUUGUUUAAAACCAUUAAUUUCAUUAGAUGGGGUUAUACUCCUACAUACAUUACUAUUGCAAUUGAAAAUAAAAGAAAAUGUUUGUAUGUAUAAAUCAGGGGAAAUAUUGUAGGUACUUAUACAGGUAUUAUGGUGGGUAUUGUGUAUGGGAUUAUAUAUUUGAUUUUCAGAUUAUAAGCAUGACCACUACCCAUGUAACGGUUAUGCUAAAAAUUACUAUCAGUGUAAUAAAAACUUAAUACGAGCAAGAGUAAAAA
Messenger RNA from Bactrocera dorsalis (oriental fruit fly), 6629 nucleotides. It is a transcript of the gene H, whose product is annotated as protein hairless. The record is from RefSeq and is a predicted model, not a curated record. Bases 1499 to 4756 code for a protein of 1085 amino acids. The transcript is spliced from 6 exons. NCBI's taxonomy places the organism in Eukaryota, Metazoa, Arthropoda, Insecta, Diptera, Tephritidae.